AUCGAUAUAGCCAUCUAUUUCUCUCUCCGACACUUCCAAAUUCUAGUGCGAGAAAAGUAAAACCCAAAAAUUAAUAAAAAUAAAAAUAAAUUCACCAGAAACUCUUCGACCAUGGCGAUAGCUAGUCUUUUGUGACGAUUAUAUCGAUGGAAAUGCCCGGUAGACGAUCCAAUUAUUCUCUCCUCAGCCAGUAUCCCGACGAUCAAUUGCCCGUCGCUUCGUCGCCGUUUUACGAGUCUCACUCCGGCGAUGGCAAAAGCAACAUCAACUCUAGCAAACCUAAACUCGAUUGGGAAUCCAGUAGUGGUGGCGAUCACAAAUUCAGUCAACAGUCAAACAGAAUUGGAAAUUUGUACACGUCAUCGAUGGGUCUACAGCGCCAAUCUAGCGGCAGUAGUUUUGGAGAGAGCUCGAUGUCCGGAGAUUAUUACGCUCCGACUUUAUCCAGCGCCGCCGCUAAUGAGAUCGAUUCGUUUGGUGACGUGUACAAAGUUGGAGGAGGCGAUUAUAAAGCGAAGCCGCCUAAGGAGGGUUCGUCGUCGGGAAAAAGUUGGGCUCAGCAGACUGAAGAGAGUUAUCAGUUGCAGUUGGCCUUGGCCUUGAGGCUUUCGUCGGAAGCAACAUGUGCGGAUGAUCCGAAUUUUUUGGAUCCGGUACCGGAUGAGUCCGCGUUAAGGUCCGGAUCAGCCAGCUCAGCUGAGGCGGUUUCUCAUCGGUUUUGGGUGACUGGAUGCUUAUCAUACUUCGACAAAGUUCCUGAUGGAUUUUAUUUAGUUCAUGGAGUGGAUCCAUAUGUAUGGACAGUUUGCACUGAUCUGAACGAGAAUGGUCGUAUUCCAUCUAUUGAAUCUCUAAGAUCUGUUGAUCCUAGUGUUGAUACUUCAAUUGAAGUUCUUUUGAUUGAUCGACGCAGUGAUCCUAGCCUAAAGGAACUCCAAAAUAGAGUCAUGAACAUUUCUUGUAGCUGUAUAACCACAAAAGAGGUUGUUGAUCAACUUGCAAAGCUUGUCUGCAAUCGCAUGGGAGGUUCAGCUGCGAUGGCGGAAGAUGACUUUGUUUCCAUUUGGAGAGAGUGCAGUGAUGAUAUAAAAGAUUGCUUAGGAUCUGUGGUAGUUCCUAUGGGUAGCCUUUCUGUUGGCCUCUGCAGACAUCGGACUUUAUUGUUCAAAUUGCUAGCUGAUGCUAUUGAUUUACCUUGUCGAAUUGCAAAGGGCUGCAAAUAUUGCAAACGAGAUGAUGCUUCCUCUUGUCUUGUUAGGUUUGGGCUUGACAGGGAGUAUUUAGUUGAUUUGAUAGGGAAGCCAGGUCAAUUAUGUGAGCCUGAUUCCUUGCUCAAUGGUCCAUCUUCCAUAACAAUUGCUUCCCCAUUGCGUUUUCCACGACUCAAAUCAGCUGAACCUACUAUGGAUUUUAGGUUGCUGGCAAAACAGUAUUUUUCAGACUGUCAGUCACAUAAUCUUGUAUUUGAUGAUUCAUCAGCAGGUUCUGCUGUUGAAGAAGAAGAUAACAAAUUCUCAAUGUAUCCUAAGCAAUUUGAUAAGAUGGGGACAGAGAGGAACCUUGUGCAGUUCUCUAGCAGCAUCAAUGAAUCCCAGUUAGCUCUGCCUCCAAAAGGAGUUCGGCCAAGUGCCCAUGAUAGAGAUUCUGAACUUUUUAAAUCAUGUAAUCCCACUCAGAAUAUUAUUCACUCUUUAAACUUGGUUAAUGAUCCAAUUCCUAUGAAGCAUAACCAACCUAUUGGACAUACAGACGGUCAACCAUGCUUGGCAUUAACUGAUCAGAUAGUAGAUACAGCUAAAGAUUUGAGGUUUCCUGAGGGUGCUCAAUUGAUUCCCACUAAACCAAGUAAAGACCUUUCCCUUUAUGUGGAAGAGUUAGAUAUCCCAUGGAAUGAUCUUGUCCUAAAAGAAAGAAUUGGAGCAGGUUCUUUUGGAACUGUCCAUCGUGCUGAUUGGCAUGGCUCGGAUGUUGCUGUGAAAAUUCUCAUGGAGCAAGACUUUCAUGGAGAACGCUUUCAGGAAUUUUUGAGGGAGGUUGCAAUAAUGAAGCGCCUACGGCAUCCAAAUAUUGUUCUUUUUAUGGGUGCGGUCACUCAGCCCCCAAACUUAUCCAUAGUGACAGAAUAUUUAUCAAGAGGCAGCUUGUAUAGGCUUUUACAUAAACCUGGUGCAAGAGAGGUGUUGGAUGAGAGGCGCCGUUUGAAUAUGGCAUAUGAUGUGGCAAAGGGAAUGAAUUAUCUUCAUCGGCGUAAUCCUCCCAUUGUUCAUAGAGAUUUGAAAUCUCCAAAUCUUUUGGUUGACAAGAAGUAUACAGUGAAGGUUUGUGAUUUUGGACUUUCCCGUUUGAAGGCAAACACUUUUCUGUCAUCAAAAUCUGCUGCAGGGACUCCUGAGUGGAUGGCACCAGAAGUUCUCUGCGAUGAGCCAUCAAAUGAGAAGUCAGAUGUAUACAGCUUUGGUGUAAUAUUGUGGGAGCUUGCAACAUUGCAACAGCCCUGGGGCAACUUAAAUCCAGCACAAGUUGUAGCAGCUGUUGGUUUCAAGGGGAAGAGGCUUGAGAUUCCACGUGAUUUAAAUCCUCGAGUAGCUUCGAUAAUUGAGGCUUGCUGGGCUAACGAGCCUUGGAAACGUCCGUCCUUCUCCACCAUCAUGGACUUAUUAAGGCCCUUGAUUAAACCUCCUACGCCUCAGCCAGGAGGCCCAGGUCGUGCAGACAUGCAGUUACUUACUUGAGUGGAUAGAACACCUGAGAGGUCUUAUUCGUGCACAUAAUACACGUCAUUUAUUCUUUUAGAUUUUAUGUCCGGCAGGAAGACACAGUUUAGGUAGUCUGAGAAAUGAUUGUUGUACAUGUCUGUUCUCACAGCUGAUUGGGCAUUCUGAUUUUUGAAGAAAAUUAAGUAAUUUUCCAAUACCCACUUUGCCUUUUUCCUACUUUGUCUCGACAAUAUUAUUUGUAUUGAUUUGUUUAAUUAGUACAUUACGCCAUGUCAUUAUGGAAAGUUGUAUAAUUCUGUUUCUGUCUCAUGAUUUUGUAUGUAAAAAUUGUAACUGUAAAUUAGUUAAUGAGAAGCAGCUUUACCGGCAUAGCACAACAGUCACGUGACUUGACCAUGCAUUUGAAUUUUGUGUUAACAUUAUUUUACUUGUAAUAAAUGUUUUCCAAUCAUUGUUUUA
Molecule: messenger RNA, 3176 nt
Organism: Pistacia vera
Lineage: Eukaryota; Viridiplantae; Streptophyta; Magnoliopsida; Sapindales; Anacardiaceae
Product: serine/threonine-protein kinase CTR1-like
Exons: 16
Coding region: 147-2732 (861 amino acids)
Biological process (GO): protein phosphorylation
Molecular function (GO): ATP binding; protein kinase activity
Source: RefSeq, a predicted model, not a curated record